GGGAAUUUUGAACAAUUAGAAAAUUCAUUUUUUUUUUUUUGGAAUACUUUUUCAAAGUUAUAAAAUGAAUUUGUCAGUGACAAAGGUGUAGUCAACUUCAUUCUUGGCUCCAAUCAAACGCUUCACUUUACUUUCUCACACUCAUAAUGGCCUCGUUCUCGACUUUUCUCCACUCAGCCACCUACUUACCUUCCCAUUCUGAAACCACACUCAAACCUCACUCCUCCGUCGUCUCCUUCACCGUCCGAUGCACCAUCUCCGCCACUCCUCCCUCUCCUCCACCUCCUAAACACCGCCGUUCCCCCGAUGAGAACAUCCGCGACGAAGCUCGUCGCCGUCCUCACCAACUCCAAAACCUCUCCGCACGCUACGUCCCUUUCGACGCUCCACCGUCUUCAACCGAAUCCUACUCCCUCGACGAGAUCGUCUACCGUUCACAAUCCGGUGGUCUCCUCGACGUCCAGCACGAUUUCGCCGCCUUGAAACGCUACGAUGGAGAGUUCUGGCGUAAACUCUUCGACUCUCGCGUCGGCAAAACCAAUUGGCCGUACGGAUCAGGCGUUUGGUCUAAGAAAGAGUGGGUUCUCCCCGAGAUCGACGAUGACGACAUCGUCUCUGCUUUCGAAGGCAACUCAAAUCUCUUCUGGGCUGAGCGAUUCGGUAAACAGUAUCUUCAGAUGAACGAUCUGUGGGUGAAACAUUGUGGAAUCAGCCACACUGGCUCCUUUAAAGAUCUAGGCAUGACUGUUCUUGUUUCCCAGGUGAAUCGUCUCCGGAAAAUGAACAAACCAGUCGUUGGAGUUGGAUGCGCUUCCACUGGAGAUACCUCCGCUGCUCUAUCCGCUUACUGUGCUGCCGCCGGAAUCCCGUCGAUCGUGUUCUUACCGGCGGACAAGAUCUCCAUGGCUCAGCUUGUUCAGCCGAUUGCAAACGGAGCGUUUGUGCUUAGUAUUGACACUGAUUUCGAUGGAUGUAUGCAUUUGAUCAGAGAAGUGACGGCAGAGCUUCCGAUUUACUUGGCGAACUCUCUCAACAGCCUCCGUCUCGAAGGACAAAAGACGGCGGCGAUUGAGAUAUUGCAGCAGUUCAACUGGGAAGUUCCUGACUGGGUCAUUGUUCCUGGAGGCAAUCUUGGUAACAUCUAUGCGUUUUACAAAGGGUUUCAUAUGUGUAAAGAGUUAGGUCUUGUUGAUAGAAUCCCUAGGCUUGUUUGUGCUCAAGCUGCUAACGCAAAUCCACUUUACUUGCACUACAAAUCUGGUUUUAAAGAAGAUUUCAAUCCGUUGAAAGCAAACACUACUUUUGCUUCUGCGAUUCAGAUCGGUGAUCCUGUUUCGAUUGAUAGAGCUGUGUAUGCGUUGAAGAAAUCUAAUGGAAUUGUUGAGGAAGCUACGGAGGAAGAGUUGAUGGAUGCAACAGCUCUUGCUGAUUCUACUGGGAUGUUUAUAUGCCCGCAUACAGGUGUGGCAUUGACGGCAUUGAUGAAGCUGAGGAAGUCUGGAGUUAUAGAAGCUAAUGAUCGGACUGUGGUGGUGAGUACAGCUCAUGGAUUGAAGUUUACAGAGAGUAAGAUUGAUUAUCAUUCCAAGAACAUAAAGGAGAUGGCUUGUAGAUUGGCAAAUCCACCAGUUAAGGUUAAAGCAAAGUUUGGUUCGGUUAUGGAUGUUCUCAAGGAGUAUCUUGCGAGCAAUGAAUCUAAGUGUUAAAUAAGCUUUGUUUUGUUUGUGUUUCUUAAGAAACCAUUAUUGUAUCUAGGGCAUCUAUCUUCAGGUCCUAUGAUAUUGUUGGCUUGUGUUAUUAGAGGAAGUAAUGAAAUUGCGUUUCUUUGGA
Molecule: messenger RNA, 1830 nt
Organism: Camelina sativa (false flax)
Lineage: Eukaryota; Viridiplantae; Streptophyta; Magnoliopsida; Brassicales; Brassicaceae
Product: threonine synthase 2, chloroplastic
Biological process (GO): amino acid metabolic process
Molecular function (GO): pyridoxal phosphate binding
Source: RefSeq, a predicted model, not a curated record